AUGAAAAUUGGGAAGCGGAAGAAAUCUUGUGAAAGACCAGACUGUCAAUCAAUCAAUCUUUUUAGUUUUUACGUUUUUGCGUCUGAGAAAGCUGUGACAAAGUUACAGUUAGAUAAUAUGGAUAUUACCAGAAGACAUUUAUCUUUCACUAAUGAACAGGAAACAUCGACGGAGCCGUUUGAUGAUGAUACAGUUAUAAUGUAUAAUAGGAUGAGAUUUGCUAUAAAUAUAACAACCUGGACAGAGAAAACACCAGCGUUAUAUCACGGUCAUCUGGCCUUUCUAGAUUUUACCAGGCUCAGUAAAAGAGUAAAAUAUGAAUAA
Messenger RNA from Lottia gigantea (owl limpet), 324 nucleotides. RefSeq lists its product as hypothetical. Lineage: Eukaryota; Metazoa; Mollusca; Gastropoda; Lottiidae. The transcript is spliced from 5 exons. Bases 1 to 324 code for a protein of 107 amino acids. The record is from RefSeq and is a predicted model, not a curated record.